AUGGCACCAAAGAGGGGAAGAGGCAAAGCAAUGGAGGAAUUGAUUCCCCCAUCUCCAAUGAGAGCUAAAAUGGGUAGGUCACAAGCACGACCAUCUCAGCAGUGUGGACAAAGUUCGAGUCAGCCUCGGUUAUCUAGGCCAUCUCAGCAUAUCACAUUGAAUCAAACUCAACAACAGCCACCAAUUACAAGGCGCACACAGUCUCAAUUAGAGACACAACUACAACAAAAUCCAUCUGCCUCUAGUUGUGGGGAUGAGCCUUUGGCAACUCCAUUAAACAAAACAGGUGAAAAUCAAUCUGAAGGUAUUAGGAAGGGUCGAGGAGCUGCUCUUUCUAUCUCAGAAUGGGGAACUGGAACAAAAGUUCAUAUUGAUUUUGAUUCUAAAUGGAAGCCAAUCAAAGAAAAUGCAACCAGGUUUAGUGGACAACUUGGAAUUAUAGCAAGAAAUGGUCAAAGGGUUCCUCUAACAUAUGUUUCAUGGACUGAAAUGCCUGAUCAUGUAUUAGAUGAUAUUUGGAAAGAAGUCACGGAUAACACAGAUGUCCCUGAUGCAUAUAAAUUUCAUUGCUUAAAGGUUAUUGGCAAUAGAUGGAGGGAUUGGAAGUGUCGGGUUAAGCAAAGAUGGUAUGACGCAUACUUGACCGAUGAACAACGAUUAUCCUUCACUCCUCCUCAAGUCACUACAGAUCAAUGGAAGACACUAGUAAAGUAUUGGGGCCUCCCUAAUAUAAAGGAAUAUUCUGAGGCAAAUAAGGCUAAUCGUGCACAUGGAGGUGCUCCUCAUCGGACUGGUCGUACUUCAUUUGCUCAAUUGAAACAUGAGAUGAGAGAGAAGGGAGAGAAAACGGAUCGGUUGAGCAUGUUUAUAAAAACAAGAACAAAGAAAACAAAGAAUGAUGACAGAGACCUUUUCGAUGAGGAAAGUGGCCACAUUAUUGUAUAA
This is a messenger RNA of Malus domestica (apple), 945 nucleotides long. Lineage: Eukaryota; Viridiplantae; Streptophyta; Magnoliopsida; Rosales; Rosaceae. The record is from RefSeq and is a predicted model, not a curated record.